Molecule: messenger RNA, 288 nt
Organism: Lottia gigantea (owl limpet)
Lineage: Eukaryota; Metazoa; Mollusca; Gastropoda; Lottiidae
Exons: 1
Coding region: 1-288 (95 amino acids)
Source: RefSeq, a predicted model, not a curated record
AUGAAAGUAAACUCAUCAUAUCAUGUAAUUGCCAAUACGAAAGUAAACUCAUCAUAUCAUGUAAUUGCCAAUAUAAACAUAAACUCGUCAUAUCAUGUAAAUGUCAAUAUGAAAGUAAACUCAUCAUAUCAUGUAAUUGCCAAUAUAAAUAUAAACUCAUCAUAUCAUGUAAAUGCCGAUAAAAACAUAAACUCAUCAAAGCAUGUAAAUGCCAAUAUGAAUGCAAACUCAUCAAAGCAUGUAAAUGCCAAUGCAAGUGGAAUAAUUAUAUCAUGUAAGAGUACUUGA